Molecule: messenger RNA, 1650 nt
Organism: Cajanus cajan (pigeon pea)
Lineage: Eukaryota; Viridiplantae; Streptophyta; Magnoliopsida; Fabales; Fabaceae
Product: U11/U12 small nuclear ribonucleoprotein
Cellular component (GO): U12-type spliceosomal complex
Source: RefSeq, a predicted model, not a curated record
CUCACUUGGUCUUCUCUCAUUUCUUCCUUUCAAAUCAAACAGUUGCAAGUGAGACUCACAAUUUCUUACAGCGGAAACCAAAAUCAAUUAUAUUUCCUCUUUGUUUUGGUUCAAUGCUAUUGCCACCGACUCAUGUUAUUCUUAAUCUUAUAGUUAGGGUUUUUUCCGUCCUCUGAAUCUCACACUACUUCAUUGCAAUGAAUCCGAUUCCUUUUCAAUCUGCACCACCACCGCCUCCUUCAUGGUUUCCGAUGUUACCCUCCGAACCACCAAAUUCAACUUCCUUCUGGGAGAACAGAAAUGUCUGCGAUCGCCUCAGUGAAUUGCAACACACGCUUAGUCUCGCAAAUGCAAUGCAGAAGGAGUUAGAGAUGUUGCUGAUGAUCAAAGAUGGUAAAGGGUCUUUAGAAGAUGUAAAACAUGGUUCAAAUGAACCUCGUCUUUCUGAUUUUCUAAAAUGUUUAGAAGACGGAAGGGUUAGUGUAGAAUCCCAAGAGUCAUUGGCUGUGGAAGCAGCAAAUUCUUUGAUGUCAAAGCUAAGAUCUCAAUUAGAACCAUUUCGAUAUGUUGUCGAUGAAGCGAGUCCCUGGGAGGAGAAAUCUGCUGCGGUUAAGCUUGCAAAUAAAGUGAAUAAGUCUAAGCGGAAUAAACUAUGGAGGAAGAAAAAGAGGAAGCGUGUCGCUGAGAUGCUGGCUAAGGAGCGUGAGCAAUUUGAUCAAAUGGACCGAGAAGCUGAUGAAUGGAUUGCUAGGGAGAAUGCCAAGGAAAUUGCUAACAGCAAGGUACUGAAGAUGAAAGAAAUUGCAAAGUCUAAAGCCAAAGAAGAGAAGAAGAAACUAGCAGCUGAGCUUGAGCUGCUCUUGGUGGUGGAGAAGCUUCAAGAGUUACGCUCCAUAAGAAUAGAAAAGUUGAAAAAACAAGGCCAUUUUCUCCCAGAGGAGGACGACAAGUUUCUUGAGAGGGUUCAAGCUGCAGUGGAAGAAGAGGAGCGUGAAGCUUUGGCUGCUGUUGAAACAGAUGCUGCUAAGGAUGCAAUUGCAACUGCUGAGGAAUCCAGGAAAGCUAUUCAGAAUCAAGGGAAACUCCAAAAAGGAAGCAAUGAUGAUAGUGAAGUAAAGGAGAGCAAAGAGCAAAUAGUUCACAGUGUGGCCGAUGAGGGAUCUGAUGCAGUUGACAAGAAGAAAUCUAGUAAAAUAGGACAGAUCUGUGGAGGAGCAUAUGAUCCUUUAGCAAAUUUACCCAUCGAAUUCUACCAUUAUUAUCAUGGAAGCAACAAUGAUAUGGGCACACUUAUUGAGGUAAGAAGAGGAUGGGAUGCCUAUAUCAGACCAGGAGGAAGCCGCAUACCAGGGCACUGGGUUCAGCCUCCUCCUCCGGCUAAUGAGAUUUGGGCAUCUUACUUGGUGAGGCCUAAAUGAUGAGUUAACAAAUCAACAGUUUUGCACAAAGAUGUCAUGCACUCAACUUUUAAGGGUUUGAACUAUGUUCCUCGCCAACCUCAGCGCAGCAUGUUUAUAUUAAUUAUUCAUGUAUUCAUCCAGUGUUAAGUUCAGAUGUUGAUAAUCAUUAUUGUCAAAUGUACAUGUUGAUAAAGAAGAAAGAAAAAAACUGACUCAUUUUUUCAAAAUUACGAUAGAUAUUUACAAUGAA